This is a messenger RNA of Trichoplusia ni (cabbage looper), 3778 nucleotides long. It is a transcript of the gene Pkn, whose product is annotated as serine/threonine-protein kinase N. Bases 256 to 3387 code for a protein of 1043 amino acids. The record is from RefSeq and is a predicted model, not a curated record. Gene Ontology annotation, biological process: protein phosphorylation; signal transduction. Gene Ontology annotation, molecular function: ATP binding; protein serine/threonine kinase activity; small GTPase binding. The transcript is spliced from 2 exons. Lineage: Eukaryota; Metazoa; Arthropoda; Insecta; Lepidoptera; Noctuidae.
AUGGUAUAAUGGUAGGGUUUCAUCGUUUCGUUGGUUUCGUUGAACGAUUCACUUGUAUAGAUUGUUUUGUUUUGUGAUUAAUUUAAUAAAAACGAUCAAAUCAUACAUUUUAUCAUGAUUUCGUUUAAAAUAUCGAGCGUGGUUCCCAUUGAGAAACGUUAUAAGUCAAUCUACGUUUUGUGAUCUUUAAGCAAUAGUAGUGAUAUUUUCCCACAUAAUUAUGGUUAACUGACGUUAGACUGUGCAUCCUCAAUUAUGGCAGAGCCAGGUUAUUACCACAGUGAUUAUGUUCGACACCCAGUUCUCCAGGAGCUCGGUGUCAAGUAUGGUAUUAAAACGGAGUGUAUUCCAGAAAUAGCUUUGCCGUCUAAGUUGGAAGAGCUCAAGGAUGUCAUACGUAGAGAAAUACGUAAAGAACUUAAAAUAAAAGAGGGUGCUGAGAAAUUACGCGAGGUGGCUACUGAUAGAAGAUCGCUCUCAGAUGUCGCCAACAUCGUGAAAAAGGCCAAUAUCAAGCUCAAUGAACUCAAAUCGGACUUACAAGAACUGGAGUCUCAGCUCCUACUGUCUCGCGGCCAGUCCACUCCUACCUCACCCGAGGACCUUUCUUACGAUGAAGAGAUUAUUCUCGCUUCUGAAGCAGCCCAACAACAAAGGCAACUUGGUGAAGCUACGACAGACCGCAAACUGGCAUCACUUGAAAAACAGCUAAACAUAGAGCUGAAAGUGAAACAGGGUGCCGAAAAUAUGAUACAAAGUAUCAGCAGCAGCAACCAAUCCAGGGACAAGAAGCUACUUGCUGAAGCUCACCAAAUGCUAGCUGACUCUAAAGACAAAAUUGAAUAUUUAAAGUUACGUAUUUCUAAGCUGAGUAAACAACAAAGAGGUGACACUGCAGGUGCAAAUGGAGAUGGAAAGAGUUCUGAUAUAAGUGGAGUAGCUGCACUGUUGGAUGAAAGAAUUGCUGAACUCCGAAACCGAUUAAGAAUUGAGGCAGCUGUUGUGGAGGGGUCUAAGAAUGCCAUAAGACUAUUACAGAGUGACAAGAAAGUAACUGACAAAAAAGCUUUGCAAGAAGCUCAAACAAGCCUUUUAGAAUCAUCACAAAAGUUGGAUUUGUUACGCAGGUCUCUGGACAUGCGUAGACAGGAGCUUCCUUCUGAGAGUCCUGCAUUUAUAGAAUUAGGACAUGAGUUACGUAGUACAGGAUCUAGCCCUGGAUAUGUGAGCUUAUCAGGUGGUAGUGGCUCUCGCGCUCAGUUUCUAUCUCCUGCACCUUUGAUCAGUCCUUGUGUCCAAGUCACUGGCACAUUAGAAGUAAGAUUGAUGGGUUGUCAAGAUUUGCUAGAAGAUGUGCCCGGCAGAACCCGUCGUGAUCCUAUGGCCAGCCCUUCAGAUUUGAAGUCAUUUGUUAAGGGAGUUACAAUACGUAAUUCAAUGAAGUACACAUACAGCAUAAAGGAAGACACAAGUAAUGAAAUAAUGGCUGUUUUAAAACUAGACAACCAUAAUGUUGCUCAGACCAGUUGGAGGCCAUGCUCACAACAAGCAUGGGAUCAAAGAUUCACCAUAAAACUGGAUAAAUCAAGAGAACUGGAAAUUGGCAUCCACUGGAAGGAUUGGCGUGGGCUUUGUGCUGUUAAAGUGUUAAGAUUGGAAGAAUUUAUCGACGAUAUUCGACACGGAAUGGCGUUGGAGCUUGAACCUCAAGGUCUUCUCUUUGCAGAAAUUAAGUUCUUAAAUCCGAUUAUUUCAAGAAAACCCAAACUACAACGUCAAAGGAAAAUUAUCAAGCAACAAGGCAAGAAUAUACCUAGGCCUUCAUAUGGCGAAAUGCACAUUCCAGCUGUUGUGCUAGGCAGGCUCUUAAAACGCUCUUCUCCCUCAAUUCAAAACAUUCAAACUGCUCAUAUGAAUCAAUCUCAGCAACAUAGCUUUGAAUCUGCAUCCAUUGAUAACAGAGAAAUUGAAAAUCCUAAUAUAACUUUAGGAGGUAUGGCAGGAAUAAGACCAUUGGGUCUUCCUUCCACACCUGUCACACCUCAACUGCCAACCACCCCCCCUACUCAGCCAACUUUGCCAUUUCAACCUCCUCCUAAUGUUUCUACUUUGAGAAUGGAGAAAGAACUCCAAGAAGCAUUUGCAUUUUUAGAAGAUUCUUAUACAAGGGAUAAUUAUGUCACAAAAGAACCUCAAACACCAUCUUGUGAUACACCUUUAGUGGAGUAUCCACCUUCACCAUCCCCCAAAUUGGUUUUAGAAUUUCCUAGCAAUGAAGACCAAAUUGUUGAAGUUACUAGUAACAUGAGAAUUUCCUCUUCUCGUUCGUCAUCAGUAAUAGAUACUAUGGGGAAGGAACAGGAUUCCAGAAGGCAAUCUGGAGACAUGUCUAUGGAAAGUUUCAGAUUAUUGAGUGUCCUAGGCAGAGGGCACUUUGGCAAAGUAAUUCUUGCUCAAUACAGACCCACUAAUGAAUAUUUUGCAAUAAAAGCUUUAAAAAAAGGUGAUAUCAUAGCCAGAGAUGAAGUAGAUUCUUUGCUGUCUGAAAAGAGGAUCUUUGAGGUGGCAAAUGCCAUCAGACAUCCAUUUUUGGUUAAUUUAUUUGCAUGUUUCCAAACCGAACAACAUGUAUGUUUUGUGAUGGAAUAUGCAGCAGGGGGUGAUCUGAUGAUGCACAUUCAUGCUGAUGUGUUCACUGAACCUAGGGCAGUUUUUUAUGCAGCUUGUGUAGUAUUAGGCCUACAGUAUUUACAUGAAAAUAAUAUUAUAUAUAGAGAUUUAAAGUUAGACAACUUACUUUUAGACACUGAGGGGUAUGUUAAGAUAGCUGAUUUUGGUCUUUGCAAAGAAGGUAUGGGAUGGGGCGAUCGCACUGGUACAUUUUGCGGUACCCCAGAAUUUCUUGCCCCUGAAGUUUUAACUGAAACUUCAUAUACUCGAGCUGUAGAUUGGUGGGGACUUGGCGUUCUCAUAUUCGAAAUGUUGGUUGGCGAGUCGCCCUUCCCCGGAGAAGACGAAGGCGAAGUGUUUGAUUCCAUUGUUAAUGAUGAAGUUCGUUAUCCUAGAACAUUGUCUUUAGAAGCCAUUGCCCUUAUGCGUCGCUUGUUAAGAAAGAAUCCUGAGCGACGUUUAGGCUCUUCUGAAAGGGACGCAGAGGAUGUUAAGAAACAAGCUUUCUUCCGUAAUGUUAAUUGGGAACAACUACUUUUACGUAAAGUAAAGCCACCAUUUGUGCCAACAAUAAAUAAUUUAGAAGAUGUGAGCAACUUUGAUAGUGAAUUCACGUCUGAGGCAGCAGUGUUGACGCCACCCAAAGAACCCCGCCCGCUCUCUGCCACAGAUCAUAAGUUGUUCCAUGACUUUACGUACAUGGCAGAUUGGUGCUAGACUAGUUUUCUUUCAACCAAUUUAAAGUUAGUUUAUAAUUUCAUGAUAUUAAUAGACAACUAUAAACCCCCAUUGCCUUACAAAGUGUGUGAAGAUUUCUGUAUUUUGAUAAUAACACUGUUAUCUAUACAAAGGAGUAUCUAAUAAUGUAGAUUCUCUUGUUAACUUGUAUUUAAUGCAGUUAAAUGCAAUAUUUUAUAAUAAGCUGUAUAAUUUAAUGUUCUUACAUAGUGCUAAUGUUUAUUUUUUUAAAAUGACGUGUUAUAGAUUUAUAUAUUGUGUAGUUAUGAAAUUAACUUAGAUACUAAUAAUAAUGUUAAGUGAAGGCGUGUCAAAUCAUAUUACGUUUUCAGUCAAUUGUAUUCAGUAAAAUAAAGGUAUCACCAACAUA